AUGUCCGAAGAAGGGGCAGAAAGCAAGAUGGUCAAGGUCAAAUCUGGUCGAACUCCCGAACAGCAAGCAGCCAGAGAUGCUCGAAAGGCAGCUAAAUUAGCUAAACAGGAUUUAGCUGAAGAUCCUUCCAGUGUCAACCAAGAGGUUGACGGCGAAGACCAAGCUGAAUCUUCCAAGAAGAGGAAGAGGCCAAUCGUAGCUGAGGGGGAAGAAUUAGAGAUCAACGUAGCUUUACCUGCGCCUCUAUCAAAAGCCGAACUAAGAGCACAACGUAAAAAAAUCAAAAGAGGAGAAGAAAUUGAUCAACCGAAAAAGAAAGAAUAUGAAAAACCUUAUAAAGCUACCAAAUCAUAUUUGGAGGAGCAAGAAAAGUUGAAAGGUGCUGACGGUGCAGAAAAAGGUGAUGGAGAAGAUGAUGGGAAGAUCGUCAAUGGUGUAGGAACUAAAAGGCAAAAUUCAAUCUGGAUCGGAAAUUUAGCUUUCAAAACUACGGUUGAAAGUUUAACUGAUUUUUUCGAAAAUGGUAUCACUGAAUCAGGUGGAGUUGGUAAAGGAUCCAUAACAAGGAUAAAUAUGCCAAAGAAAAACGCAAGAGAUGGUUUUGCGCAAAAUAAAGGAUUUGCUUAUGUCGAUUUCCGUUCACCUGAACUACAAGCUCUGGCUGUUGGCUUGAGUGAAAAGUUCUUUGAAGGAAGGAAACUGUUGAUCAAGAAGGGUGACGAUCACGCUCCUACGCCGAAUGCUCGAACACCUAAACCACUAUCUACCAAAGCAGAAGACUUGGGUUCUUCAUCACGAAGACCAGAAACGUCCUCUGUGUAUAUGGGAAACCUACCGUUUGAUGCAACAGAAUUGGCCAUUCGUGAUCUCGUCGAGGGGAAUGCCGUUGAAAGAGAGGGUAUAGAGACAGAAGAGGGUGCGGAUGAGAUUGCUGAAAGAGGUGGAAAGAAAAGUGGUUUGAAAAAGGUCAGAUUAGGUGCUUUUGAAGAUACAGGAAGAUGCAAAGGAUUCGCAUUCUUAGAUUUCUUGUCAUCACGUCAUGCCAAAGUCGCUUUAGCAAAUAGGAAGAACCAUUAUUUCAAUGGUAGACGGCUAACUGUGGAGUUUGCCUCUGAAGAAGCGGCCAAGAGAAGCGGUGGUAUAAGGUCAAAACCCAAGACUGAUAAACCCAAACGAUUCUACGAAUCUACAAAUGCUGAAGGCGAAGCUCCAGCCGCACAAGGCAAUGACGGAGAAGGUGUGCCUGCUCCAGAAAAGAAGAACGAUAAGAGAGGAAAGAAAUGGGAAGUCUCUGGUAGAACUGCACCUGGUGCAGCUCUUGCCAUGGCUAAGAGGCAGAAUGUGGGAAUUCUGGAGGGAGCAGGUGAGAAGAUUACUUUUGAUUAG
Molecule: messenger RNA, 1386 nt
Organism: Kwoniella shivajii
Lineage: Eukaryota; Fungi; Basidiomycota; Tremellomycetes; Tremellales; Cryptococcaceae
Exons: 5
Coding region: 1-1386 (461 amino acids)
Cellular component (GO): nucleolus
Molecular function (GO): RNA binding
Source: RefSeq, a predicted model, not a curated record